AUGAAAAUCGUCCUGCUCGGCUCAACCGGCCAAAUCGGCCAAUCCAUCCUCCGCGCCCUCCUCACCAAGACCUCCCACCAAGUCGUGCAACUAAUUGCUCCGCAGUCCGAAUCCACUGCCCGCUCUAUAAACAAGAAAUUUACAGCAGAGCAACAAGGCCGUCUGACCACAGAAUCAGUGGACCUCCUAUCCUGCAGUGCAGACGACCUCGUCCCGUAUCUCGCCAAUGUCGAGAUCAUCAUCAGCGCCUUGAACGGCAAAGCGCUGCAAGCACAAUCCAAACUUCAAGAUGCCGGUGCAAAGACAGGGGUUAGGAGAUUCUACCCUAGUGAAUAUGGCAUGCAUCAUGUCUAUCGACCGCCGGGAGAUGAAGUUGGGUAUCUUCAUCCGAUGUGGACCACCAAAUCCGCCGCCAACGAAGCCUGUCUACACCACCCCGCCAUAAAAUCGGGCUCUAUGACAUACACCCUCAUUGGCUGCGGCGACUUUUACAACCAAUCCCGCGAAGAGACCUGGUGUCCAUGGACGAAUCCCAAGGCAUCUGAAUACACGCUGCAUAUCCUCGGGGAUGCGGAUGCUACUAUUGACUUUACGCACAUCGACGAUCUAGGGGAUUUUAUCGUCGAGACGAUAAAGCAUCCGGAGCGAUCGGAGAACCGCACGCUGAACUUUGUGAGUGACCAUAUCUCGUAUAAUGAGAUUGCGAGGUUAUUGGAGAAGUACUCCGGACGGAAGGUCAACAAGACAGUGUAUCCAAUGAGCCUGAUGGAUGAUGUAUGGAAGGAUAAGGAGAAGGUGCCGGCGGAAGUGAGAGGAAAAGGGGCGUUUCCGGAUGAUUUCUGGAUUCUGGUCAAGGGGAUGCAAGGGGCUGGGAGGUUUUGGAGACCACCGGGGGAGGUGCAUAAUGGGGAGUUUGAGAUGGAGGGGAGGACUUUUGAGUGGUAUUUGAGGGGUUUGUUUGGGGGAGAGUAUGAGGUUUGA
This is a messenger RNA of Aspergillus niger, 981 nucleotides long. RefSeq lists its product as uncharacterized. The transcript is spliced from 2 exons. Lineage: Eukaryota; Fungi; Ascomycota; Eurotiomycetes; Eurotiales; Aspergillaceae. The coding region runs from base 1 to 981 and encodes 326 amino acids. The record is from RefSeq and is a predicted model, not a curated record.